Messenger RNA from Anopheles stephensi (Asian malaria mosquito), 5651 nucleotides. It is a transcript of the gene trp, whose product is annotated as transient receptor potential protein. The transcript is spliced from 15 exons. Lineage: Eukaryota; Metazoa; Arthropoda; Insecta; Diptera; Culicidae. Gene Ontology annotation, molecular function: store-operated calcium channel activity; inositol 1,4,5 trisphosphate binding; protein binding. Gene Ontology annotation, biological process: calcium ion transmembrane transport; regulation of cytosolic calcium ion concentration; manganese ion transport. Bases 652 to 4212 code for a protein of 1186 amino acids. Gene Ontology annotation, cellular component: cation channel complex; membrane. The record is from RefSeq and is a predicted model, not a curated record.
UUUUCGACGAGCAUCUUGACCGAUACGCAGGUGUUUCGUUGGUGCAUUAGGCAAACCCGAAGGAAGUCCAGGACGGUUUCGAAGACUCCGGGCUUUGGGGCGAUCGAUCCAGUGAAUCUUUGCAGUUCGUGUUAUAUCGCUGGGAAUCAAUCGAAUCAACCGAAUGAAGAACGAUUGCACGCGAUACGGGGGAGGCCUACCUUCUCGGUGAAGCAUUUCGUUUAAUUAAAUUAGAAAAAAAAAAUACAAGACGAACAACAUCGAAGUGACAAGAGUCCGACGGGAGCUCGGCAGUUAGGUGAGCUACACGAUCAGUUGCACCACGCGCAAAACAGUUGUCAAACUGGGUAGUGGCAAGGUAGACGACGCGUCAGUCUAACCGUCGGCGUAAAGUGUGCCGGAAGCCGUCAUGUUAGUACCCUGACAGGCUGUAGCGAACAUUUGUGGGGAACAUUACUCGCCAGUACUUCGGACGGAUCUCCAACGGAUACGUGCUUUCAGUGCGAGUGUUUACGGUGUGUGUGUGAGUGGUGGUGGUGCGCUGGUGUGUGGGUGUGCUUAUGUGUGGGCGUGUGAGAGCACGCCCCCACGCGUAGACAGCCGGCGUUCGUGGCCGGAGAUCAUCUCAACAAAAAACUCAACAAUCACACGAUGAAGAAGGCGACAGAGUCGCGCGAAAAUCUCGUCAACUCGGCCGUCUCGCUCGAGGACGGUACGACCGAGCCGGUGGACGAUCAUCCUUCAACGCUGCGCUCGAUGAAGAGCGCCACGUCCGAGUUUGACCUCGACGUGCAGGAUAUAGUGCUGACGAAAACCGAGAAGCGCUUUCUGCUCACCGCGGAACGGGGUGAUUGCGCAACCGUAAGAAGAAUCAUCCAAGAAAAUCGGGAACAGCCGGAAGAGUUCGACAUUAACUGUGUGGAUCCGCUCAACCGUUCUGCCCUGAUAGCGGCCAUCGAAAACGAAAAUAUCGAGCUGAUCAACUUGCUGCUACGGGAAGGUAUCAAAGUCAAGGAUGCACUGCUGCACGCCAUCAAGGAAGAGUACGUCGAGGCGGUGGAAACGCUGCUGCUGUGGGAGGAGGAGAACCAUAUACCGGGCGAGCCCUACAGCUGGGAAGCGGUUGACCGGUCCUCGUCGUCGUUUACCGCCGACAUAACGCCCCUCAUACUGGCGGCUCACAAAAAUAAUUACGAGAUUCUUAAAAUCUUGCUCGACCGCGGAGCUACACUGCCGAUGCCGCACGACGUACGGUGUGGCUGUGACGAGUGUGUGACCUCCAGCGAGCAGGACUCUCUGCGCCACUCCCAGUCACGUAUCAACGCGUACAAGGCGCUCUCGUCCAGCUCCCUGAUAGCGCUCAGCUCAAAGGAUCCCAUAUCGACGGCGUUCCAUCUGUCGUGGGAGCUGCGACGCCUCAGCCGUAUGGAGACGGAGUUCCGGGCCGAGUACACGCAAAUGCGUCUAUCGGUGCAGGAGUUUGCGACGGCCCUACUCGACCAUGCUCGCACCUCGAACGAGCUGGAGAUCAUGCUCAACUAUAGCCCCGGUGCGGUAGACAACUGGGAACCGGGUGAACGGCAAACCUUGGAGCGUUUGAAGCUGGCCCUAAACCACAAGCAAAAGAUGUUUGUCGCACAUCCGAACGUACAGCAGCUGUUGGCGGCUAUCUGGUACGAGGGCUUACCGGGCUUUCGGCGCAAAUCGAUCGUCGGACAGAUCAUGCAGGUGGCGAAGCUGGGCACGAUGUUUCCUGUCUACAGCAUGAUCUACAUGAUAGCACCGAACUCGGACAUGGGUCUGUUUAUGAAGAAACCGUUCGUGAAGUUUAUCGUCCAUUCGGCAAGCUAUGCGUUCUUUCUAAUGUUGCUUGGUGGUGCUUCUCAGAGGGUUGAAUAUCUUGCUAUCGAAUGGUUUGGACCGGACUGGGCCCAGGACAUACUGGCGGAAUGGAAACGCAAGGAGCGCGGAUCACUGCCUGGGAUGUUCGAGUGUCUCGUGAUACUGUACAUCAUAAGUUUAAUAUGGCACGAGAUGAAGUCACUCUGGAACGAUGGACUAAUGGAGUACGUGUCCGACUUAUGGAACAUCGUCGACUUCAUCUCGAACACGUUCUACAUCGUGUGGAUGAGCUUGCGCUUCACCUCCUGGUACACGGUUUGGCGCGACGCAAAAGCGGGACUGAAUCCCUGGUAUCCACGCGAACAGUGGGACCCGUUCGAUCCGAUGCUACUGUCCGAAGGGGCAUUCGCUGCCGGGAUGAUCUUCUCCUUCCUGAAGCUCGUGCACAUCUUCUCGAUCAAUCCGCAUCUUGGACCGCUGCAGGUAUCGCUCGGGCGUAUGAUUAUCGAUAUCAUCAAGUUCUUCUUCAUCUACACGCUGGUACUGUUUGCGUUCGGGUGCGGGCUGAACCAGCUGCUCUGGUACUACGCGGUGCUGGAGAAGAACAAGUGCUACCAUCUGCCGAGCGGUUUGCCUGACUUUGAUAAUAAUGAGAAGGCUUGCGCGAUAUGGAGACGGUUCGCCAACCUGUUCGAAACGUCCCAAUCGCUGUUCUGGGCCUCGUUCGGGCUGGUCGAUCUGAUGGCGUUCGAGCUGAGUGGCAUCAAGAGCUUUACGCGCUUCUGGGCCCUGCUAAUGUUCGGUUCGUACAGUGUGAUCAACAUCAUCGUGCUGCUGAAUAUGCUGAUUGCCAUGAUGAGCAACUCGUACCAGAUUAUCUCGGAACGUUCCGAUACGGAGUGGAAGUUUGCACGGUCCCGGCUGUGGAUGAGUUACUUCGAGGAUGGAGAUACGCUACCGCCACCGUUCAACCUAUUCCCGUCAAUCAAAAACUUUACCAACCUAUGCAAAUGCUCCAAUGAUAAACGGUCCACCACAAGCAUUAUUAAACGGAACCGGGAGAAAGCCCAGAGGCGACACGAGAACGUCAUGAAGUUGCUGGUGCGUCGUUACGUCACGGCCGAGCAGCGUAAGCGCGAUGACUUUGGUAUCACCGAGGAUGACGUGAUGGAGAUCCGGCAGGACAUUAGCACGCUGCGGUACGAGCUGAUCGACAUACUGCACCAGAACGGUAUGCGAACGCCGAAUCUGAAGCCGAACGAGAAUGCUAUUGCCGGUAAGAAGGGUCGCGUCAUGGAGCGACGCAUACUGAAGGACUUCCAGAUCGGCUUCGUAGAGGGCAUCCUGCAGGAUACGUUCAGCUCACCGAGCGAAAAACCGGCCGAUGUGUUCAGCACCAUCGCGAAGGCAAUCGGCAACAAGUCGAGCACGAAGAAAAAGAAGCCGGAAGAUUGGAAUGCACUGGUGCGGCGCAGUACGGUGGCACGCGAUCCUAUCGGCAACUCGACGGAAGCUAUUAUGCGCCGCAGUCGGCAAAGCUUGCGCAAGCAGAUCCUGGACAACUCGAACAAGGGUCUCGAGAUGGACACGGACCAUCUGGUCGAGUACAAUCCGAAGCUGUCGGAGGUGACGCCGGUAACGCGCGUCGCGUACGUCAAGUUUAUGACCACGAAGAUGAAGAAGGAUGCGGCGGAUGUCGCGGCUGGCGGUAGCGAGACCACCUCGUUCGAGAACGAGCGUCGCCAGUCGUGGAAGCGUAGCUCGCUGAAGAAUUUGGUCGACAUGAAGGACAAGAUUAGUAAUCUUGACGGAGAUGGUGAGCAACCACCGGCGAAGCAAUCGCAGGAUGAGGAUGAACCGAAGGCAACGGUUGCUGUCGAGGAACCGAAGCCGGAAGAGGAGUCUACACCACCGGACCACCAGCCGGUGGAAGAGGUGCGAGAGCAGCGUCCGAAGGUGCGGGUCCGAUCGCCAAUCAUCGAGGAUCCGAACGAGGAGCGUGCGGACACACCGUCCUGUGCCAGUCCACCGCCACCACCGGAACCAAUCCCGGAACGGCCGGUAUCGCCGAUCCCUCCCCACAGUCCACCCUUGGACCGUCAUCCCGUGCCGGAGUUGGAGGAACCGUCGCCCCCAACACCGACGAAGGAAGUCGCUGUGAAGCGCACGCCCGAAGAUACACUCUCGCCCACGGGAUCGACCAAGUCGACGGAAUCGCGCCGGAAGGUGGCCUCACCGUCGACCAAACCACCGGAACGGCUCACGCUCAGCCCAACACCGACCGACGAUACACCCGGACCGCCGACAGCCUCACCCUCCAAUCGGGGCAAAUCAAAGAGCACGGGCCGUAACCUGGGUGGCUGGAUUUAACCGCCGCGGAGAUUCGAUAGAUUUUGCUCCUUUUGACUUGGUGUCGUCCCGCAAGUCGUAGCGUUCCUGACGGUUGGCAUCUUCUCCCCAUCUCGAGCAAGGACUUAUUCGUUCACGUGCGGUUUGGUCCCUCUUUAGGUGCCCCCUCCCCAUUCCCCAGUUUUUGCUUGCUCUCUGUGUGUUUGUGUGUGUGUGUGUCUGCCGUCCCGUACCUGUCGUCGUUGGUGGUUCGGCAGUCCAAAGCCGCUUAGCUCGUUAAUUAGUGAUAAUUUGUUUGUUUUGUACUUUGAAUGGAAUAAAUAAAGUGGGCAUCUUCCUUCUUUUCCUUCCUCACUCACCAGAGAUGCAAGACGUUUGCGCGCUUGGGGCGCAAACGUCCAGGAAUCUCCCCCACGCUCCUAGGCUCCAGUUCGCAAUUUUUGCACUAUCGAUUUUGCGUCCACCGGCGUCCACCGAAGACGUCACACAAGCGUGGCACGUACCCAGGUUUCGGUCAUCCAAAUUAUCGUACCGCAAAAUUUAUGUCACCCUUCCCUGUCACGCUCUCUCUCUCUCUCUCUCUCUGUCCGCUCUCAUACUCACAUCCCAAGUUGGCCCAAUUCCUGUUCAUUGCUAUCAUCACUUUCGGCUUUUAGCUCGUAAGCGCUUCUGCCAGCCGUCCUGCAUCCGACACCAAUCCGGCAAGGGCACGCUUCGUCGAUAAUUGCACCAUUUGUAGAUUGAGUGGACCGUUUGGACCAGCAACCUGUGGCCCAAAGCACUGUGGACGCGUAGGAGCGGGUUCCCGCAGUCACGUACCGAAGAAAGAAAAAUGCCAACGGAAAUCCCGGGACCUCCUUCUCUUGUGGUGGACAGGUGGUUGCAUUACAAGCCGCAUAUGUUAGGACGUAAGCUAUAGCGCAUGCAUGCAUUAAUUAAUGUGCUAACAUUGCCACGUAUUAGGAAUUAGGUGUAAUUCAGUUUUGAAUGUAUGUGUUCCACUCUCUCUCUCUCUUUCUCGCGUUCGAACUCCUUUUUUUCCCAGCUUCGCAAUUGCGUACCGAAUGUACUGAGGUAAUGACUUCAAUAAAGUUCGACAGAUACAUAUGGCGGAUACAAGUUAAACGCAAAAACCGUGUGAAAAUAUCUGUGUCUUGUGUCUCCAUUUGCAAAUCCAGAUUGAUAGGCAAUCUGCUACAUGAUUGUCAUACAUAGUUUCUGAGAUUCGGAUUACAUAUUAAAACUGAGCUCUGAUGCACUUUUUCGCUUUCGCUUCAAGAUGAUGUGGAUAGCUGGACUUCAUCUUGAUUGGUGACUCGGACCACAAAAUCUUAACAAAAAAUCCGACAUUUUGUUUCUGAGUUGUCCAAACUUUCAAUCGAUAGCCAUUGACACACAUUUGAUUUUGAAGUAAAUCUGGGAAAUCAGUAAUUUCUUAUCCAGGGGAUUAGCAAUUAAAA